Messenger RNA from Neoarius graeffei (lesser salmon catfish), 1008 nucleotides. Its product is annotated as probable methyltransferase-like protein 24. The record is from RefSeq and is a predicted model, not a curated record. NCBI's taxonomy places the organism in Eukaryota, Metazoa, Chordata, Actinopteri, Siluriformes, Ariidae.
AUGGCCGCCUGCAGCAGCGUUUUGCCAAGUGUGUGCACACUUGUUCUGUCCAUGCUGCUGCUCCUCCAGCUUCUGUUCAGUUUGAUAGUGCCAUGUAAUUCAUCUACAUCUGACUUUACCGUCAUCAGUAUAAGCAGACACGACUCCGGAUCAUGAGACUCCAGUGAUGGACGCUCAGACAGCGCGUCUUAACAUUGGCCAAAUGAAGAGACAGCGGCACGAGUGCGCGCCUACGCCGACAAGAACAAGCUCAGCUCUCACCAGACUAGAGACACAAAAUUUGUGCUUCUGCAACCACCUUUUAGUGCUUUAGUGCAGCGUCUUAUCCAAUUCAUUACUAUCCCAGAAGUGAAUUGUUCCAGAUGGCAGGGUUCUGGUGUGUCUGGGUCUGCAUAUGUUGGGGAAAGUUCUGAGGCUUUGUGCUUGAAUUACUGGGCCACUGGCCAUCCUUGCAUCGCCUACUCUUUCAGUCUGGAUGGCAAGAAUGCAGUGAUUGUGGAAUCCACAUUAAGUAUGAGAUGUGAGAUGCAUCGCUUUGACCCUAGUACUCAGUGCAAACACAGUAGUGACUCUGGAUAUGGAGCUAUCCAACACCAUCAAGCUUGGCUUGAUUGGAGGCGCCCCCGGACUUGACCUCACAGGGGAGUUUUGGGGACUAUAUCUCGCAGCCUGGUGGACAUCAUGGACUCACUGGGCCACAGCAUGGUACAUGUUCUGUGGGCAGAUCUGGAGAGUGCCGAAUGGUGUGUGUUGGAGAGUUGGGUGCAGGAUGGAACUCUGAGACUCAUUCUGACUGUACAUCUACAGUGGGUGGGGUUUGAAGUGGGUGGGACCGAGGCAGAAGUAGUGCAGUUCUGAGACAGUGUACUGAGUGCUCUGUACAGCUCAGCCUUCCGCCUAACCCACUCAGCUCCUGGGCCAGGACACACUGUACUGAAACAAGAACUUGCCAACACAUGCAGCUCAUACAAACUUACUUGGGUCAGGAUGGGUAAACAAUUCAAAUGA